AUGCAAGAUCUUCAGCUCAGGAUGGAGGAUCCGAACGACCAGGUUCGUCCGGUUCGUCCGCAGGAGGUCGAGAUAGAGCUCCCUCGACCGACGCAACAAUGGACUCGGCUCCAACACAGCCUCAACGACAAGCUCCCAGCUGGCCAAACAACGGUCUUGAUCAGAUCGGGCAUUUUCUUCAACAUCGACACCCAAUGGGGCGGCGAAGCGGCUCUUGCCCAUGUAUCAGCUCUCGUCGAGCCAACGCCAUGUGAACAUUGUUCACUCGGCAUUGGAAGGCGGCCUUUCGUCGAUUGCUCAGUGCUCGAUAGUGUCUUCGGGGGCGCCUGCACAAACUGUAAAGCUGCACACGGUCAAUCAUUCUGCACGUUCAGAAGCAGAGGAGUCAUCACCGAGAGCGCCAUCACCCAGAAGAAUGGUUGCCAUACUCUCCAGAAAAAGCUACGCGAUCGUGCCAUUGAAAUGGAGCCAGAUAUAUACGGAGAAUGGCUUGAAUCUCUGCCAGGAACCGUCACCGUCGAGUGUAUCAUGUAUGCUGAAGAAGUACUCCGGCGUUUUGCGCAACAAGAUACCAUUGUCCUGGCUUACGUCAAGCAAAAGAGAGAGCGAGUCGAGUAUGAACCAGCCUCUCAAGCACAACUCGUAACUUCUUGUCAAGCGAAUGUCGACUUGAUGAGCCAGUCCUACGACCAGAACCACAAGACGCCUAAUGACGAGGAGACGCCUGACAUGACCAGGUACCUCCAAGCUGCAGCACAUAUGGACCAGAUCAUGAAUGCCCUUAUUCAGGAGAGAGGAGAGAGCUGGGACCUUUGUAAAUCACAUCCAGCGUUCCGUUACUUGGUCCAGUACAAGCAUGAGCAGGUCAAACAGGAUCUAAGAGCGUUCUUUGAUCGGAGGUAUAUGGGGCUCGUUGCGCUGGCUAUCAAGGCAAAUGAUGUGUUUGAGGCGUUGAAGAAGAUGACUGUGGGAAAUGAGAUGUUGCUGCUGCGCUUGAGGGAUGAUGGGGAGUUCGGAUAUAUGACGAAAAUGUUGAAUCAUCUAAGUAAGGGCGUGAGAGAUGGAGAUGAGCCAUGGUCGCUUCGCCGGAUCAAUGUUUCGGUCUGGGAACAAUUGAUCGCACAAGCACGUCCUAAAAAGGGUUGA
Molecule: messenger RNA, 1146 nt
Organism: Hyaloscypha bicolor E
Lineage: Eukaryota; Fungi; Ascomycota; Leotiomycetes; Helotiales; Hyaloscyphaceae
Exons: 2
Coding region: 1-1146 (381 amino acids)
Source: RefSeq, a predicted model, not a curated record